CGGGGAGGUGGCUCUCUCGCACCCCACACAGUCACACUCCGCGCACUCACACACUUGGAAGCGCCUCCCCACGUCCCUCCCCUGCCCUCCUCUUGCUCUGCUCUUCUCUCCCUCACCACAAAUAGUCGCCGACCUACUGCCAAUCCGCCUGUCUCUCUCUCUCUCUCUUCUCUCUCUCUCUCUCUCUCUUUCUCUCUCUCUCUCUCUCCCCUCUCUCUCUCUCUCUCUCUCUCAACAUGACUGACUGGGAAGCGGUGGCUCGGGCAGAGCAGCUCUGCUGGCGCAGGCAGGAGGAGCAGGAGGAUUAUUAAAUAACGCAGCUCGACUCUGUGCAACUGGGAGUGGAGAGAAGGAGCCCAACAGCCGAGAAGGGGAGGGAGGGCAGAGGAGGGGGACCAGGAAGGACACCCCUGUGCCCCGAAGACAUAAAUCCCUGAGUGCCCGGGAGGAGCCUUAACAAGCGCACGGAGCCCUCAAGGCUGCUAAGUUGGCUUUCACAGUGCAAGCCUUGGAGUCCCAAUGGGGGACUCAGGAUCAAGACGAUCUACCCUGGUCUCCCGGUUGCCAAUAUUCAGAAGAAGUAUUAGCAGAAGACAUGAUUCUCUUCCUUCUUCACCUUCUUCCAGUAAUACAGUUGGUGUCCACAGUUCCUCUCCUUCCAGCACUAACUCAAGCUCAGGUAGCACAGGUAAACGGAGGAGCAUAUUCCGUACUCCUUCCAUUAGCUUCCACCAUAAGAAGGGGAGUGAGCCUAAGCAAGAACCUACCAACCAGAACCUUAGUAUUUCAAAUGGUGCUCAACCUGGUCACAGCAAUAUGCAGAAACUGAGUUUGGAAGAACAUAUUAAGACCAGGGGAAGACAUUCUGUUGGUUUUAGUAGUUCACGAAAUAAGAAGAUAACAAGAUCUUUGACAGAGGACUUUGAAAGGGAAAAAGAGCACUCAACUAACAAGAAUGUCUUUAUAAAUUGUCUAAGUUCCGGCAAAAGUGAAGGGGAUGAUUCUGGUUUCACAGAAGACCAAACUCGCCGUUCUGUUAAGCAGUCAACAAGGAAGCUACUCCCUAAAUCUUUUUCAUCUCACUAUAAAUUUUCUAAGCCAGUUCUACAGAGCCAAUCUAUUUCACUGGUACAGCAGUCUGAAUUCUCAUUGGAAGUUACACAGUACCAAGAGAGAGAACCUGUGUUAGUAAGAGCUUCGCCAUCCUGCUCUGUGGAUGUAACAGAACGGGCAGGAAGCUCUUUACAAUCUCCUUUGCUUUCUGCUGAUCUUACCACAGCUCAGACACCUUCAGAAUUUUUAGCCUUGACUGAAGAUUCUGUGUCUGAAACGGAUGCAUUUUCUAAAAGUGGAAGCAUGGCAUCCCACUGUGACAACUUUGGCCACAAUGAUUCUACCUCUCAGAUGUCUCUCAAUCCUGCUGCUGUUACAAAGACAACAAUAGAACUUAUGGGAACUGUCCCCUGUGCAAUUAUGUCUCCCGGGAAAUAUAGGUUAGAGGGUCAAUGUAGCACUGAAUCUAAUUCCUUACCAGAAACCUCUGCUGCUAAUCAGAAGGAAGUGUUAUUACAAAUUGCUGAACUACCUGCUACAAGUGUGAGACACUCAGAGAGUAACCUACCAGCACAUACUGAAAGAGAAGAAAAUAUAGGGUUACAAAAUGGUGAAACAAUGUUGGGGACAGACUCCCCAAGGAAACUUGGAUUUUAUGAGCAACGUAAAGCAAUAGCUGAACAUGUUAAAGGGAUCCAUCCUAUUUCAGAUUCAAAGAUAAUACCUACUUCUGGUGAUCAUCAUAUUUUUAACAAAACGUCAUAUGGAUAUGAAGCAAAUCCUGCCAAAGUUCUUGCCAGUAGUCUCAGUCCAUUUCGUGAAGGAAGAUUUAUAGAGAGGAGACUGCGAUCCUCGUCAGAAGGUACUGCAGGGAGUAGCAGAAUGAUUUUGAAACCAAAAGAUGGAAAUAUAGAAGAAGUUAAUAGUUUAAGAAAGCAAAGAGCAGGUUCUUCAUCUUCAAAAAUGAACAGUUUGGAUGUUUUGAAUAAUUUGGGAUCUUGUGAACUGGAUGAAGAUGAUCUAAUGCUUGAUCUUGAAUUUUUAGAGGAACAGAAUCUUCACCCUUCUGAUUUUGGAGUGAUGGGGAGGAAUCACCUGGUGCAGUUUGCCGGGAGGACUCAUAUCACUCUGUCGUCUCAUGUGCUGCAGUAGUUCUUACUCCUAUGGAAUCAACAAUAGAAAUGAAGAAAAGAGAAGAACCAAAAUUUCCUGAGCCUUCGAAACAGUGAGUUGUUCAUUUAAUUUUUCAAGGCCUUGUAAAAUCAAUUAGAUAACUGAUAAGAAAAUGUGAUUUAUAAUAAAUGUGUUAAUAUUAGUAUAAAGAAAGAAGAAAUAAAUUUUGUGCAUUAAAAAUAAUCUAUUCUAUAUUGUCUCAAUGAAUAACUUCUGUCUUCAAUUGUGAUCUUAAUGAUGGCGCUAUCAAAUGGAAAUUGUUUAUAUCCUACAUACCUCACACUAUUAUUUUGAGAAUUAAAAGAUAGGUGUGAACAUAUGACAACACAGUAUAAAUGCCAAGAUAGUGAUUAACUCAAAACUCUUGUUUGUCAAUGACAGAAGCCAAAUGUUAACUAGUUUCAGAAAAAAGAAUCAAGAGUGCUGGUGGUUAUCAGCUCAUGUAAUUUAUAAAGUACAAAGGUAGCAAUUUCUUCAAGUACAGUUUUGGUUCUCAAAUGGUAUCAUCAAGGGUCAUUCUAUCUACAUCUUUUUGCUUGACUCUUCUGUCUGGCGUUUUCAUUUUCUGGGAGGAUCCUCUAGUGGUGACAUUGCUGCCUUCAGCAGCAACUGGGAUUGAUUUUCAUUUUCUCCACAAAUCCAGUGGAAGGAGGUAAUUUCUCAUUCCUUUUAAUCAAACCAAAAAUAACCCAGAUUUGAGUGUAAUUGGAUUGGCUUUGACUAGCUUGGCUUGUUUGACAUGGCAAUUCUGAAACAAUCGCUAUAUCCGAAAGUAUUUGGUGGUGAUUGACUAGAUAAUUUGUUGUUGCAUACAAGCCUUGGAACACAGAAUGAAAUUUGGAGGGGAAAGGUGAUUCCACAAUUGACAUAUUGGUGAUAUUGAUAAAAGAAGGCAGAGAUAGAUGAGGUGUCAAAAUAAUGGAUGUUCAAUAUAGGUAAUAUUAUCACCAUUAAUUUUAAAAGUCAGAAUUCUUUAUUAUAUUUAAAUCAUAAACAUUUAAAUACUAAAAUAUAAUGUAUGUAUCUUUAUUUCUUAUUUUAAAUGAUUUUUUACCUACUUAAUUUUAUUUUAUGUUAUUUGUUCUGGCUGUGCUAUUGAGAGGCAGUAUAACUCAGUGGUUAGGAAUCCAGACCUUGGGCAGAUUCUUCCCCCAACUCCCCCAAUUUUCUUAACCCCUGGGCACUGUGGCUUGCACCUAUAGUCACAGAUACUCAUGAGGCUGAGGGGAAAGGAUCAUUUGAGCCCAGGACUUUUAGGCUGCCAAGAGCUAUGACCAUGCCA
Molecule: messenger RNA, 3508 nt
Organism: Chlorocebus sabaeus (green monkey)
Lineage: Eukaryota; Metazoa; Chordata; Mammalia; Primates; Cercopithecidae
Source: RefSeq, a predicted model, not a curated record